This is a messenger RNA of Mercenaria mercenaria, 666 nucleotides long. Its product is annotated as gastrula zinc finger protein XlCGF7.1-like. The transcript has a single exon. Gene Ontology annotation, molecular function: RNA polymerase II cis-regulatory region sequence-specific DNA binding; DNA-binding transcription factor activity. Gene Ontology annotation, biological process: regulation of transcription by RNA polymerase II. Lineage: Eukaryota; Metazoa; Mollusca; Bivalvia; Venerida; Veneridae. Bases 1 to 666 code for a protein of 221 amino acids. The record is from RefSeq and is a predicted model, not a curated record.
AUGGAAGGAGAGAAUAAUUUCGAAUUAGAAGCAGAUGAGCCUCUGGAUGGGUCUUUGCUUGAUAUCUCAAUAGAGGAAGAAGUUGAUAAUGAAGUAUUUGAUUGUGGGAUAUGCAGUAAAUCUUACAAGACAAAAGAUAAUCUGAAGCGGCACUUAAAAGUACACGACGAUAAGUAUAAGUUUUCAUGUACUUGUUGUACACUGUUCUUUACAACAGAACAUGAAUACAACGUCCAUAAACAAUUAAAGCAUUCAACAAGUUUCUUGUGUAUCACAUGUGGAAAGACUUUCAGCAGGAAGGCUCAUUUGACAGACCAUGCAGCUUUGCAUGAACCGGCGGCAAAUCCAGACAAGGUUCAAGUUUGUCCUUUCGAUGCCUGUAGAAAAAAAUUUACCAAGAAGACACGAUACCAGGACCACAUGAACAUACAUACAGGGGUAAAACCGUACGAAUGCUCGUGUUGUCAGAGAAAGUUUCACGGAAGAUACGCCAAGAACCAACAUGAACGUGUGUGUGCUGGUGUAGUAGAAAAUAGAUGCGAAGUGUGUAGCUCAGUAUUUACUGAUAAGUCCACUGGACACGGAUGCUCACACAUACUACACCAUCCUCUAAAUAGCGAAGUUUUUACAUACAACCUUGAAUCCAUUCCUUUAAAAAGUGUAUAA